Caenorhabditis remanei is the source of this 2835-nucleotide messenger RNA. RefSeq lists its product as uncharacterized. NCBI's taxonomy places the organism in Eukaryota, Metazoa, Nematoda, Chromadorea, Rhabditida, Rhabditidae. The record is from RefSeq and is a predicted model, not a curated record. Gene Ontology annotation, cellular component: integrator complex. Gene Ontology annotation, biological process: snRNA 3'-end processing. Bases 1 to 2835 code for a protein of 944 amino acids. The transcript has 10 exons.
AUGGAUAAUCCCGACUCGACCGGCGAACCAUCAUGGUUGGAGCUCUUCAUCGACCCUGCCGGCAUUUCAGCAGCACUUCUGGAUCCGGAAAAGAAAAAACACCUUCCACGACUACUUAUUCAAUUCACAGACAAGGCAUUUUUCGCCGAAAGAGAGAAAGAUAAAGGAAAACUAGCAAUCGAGGAAUUAAUGCUUUUCGAGAGGAAAUCAGCGAGUAUGAGGCUCUGUGCGAUGGCCACGUUCGCCGCGUUGAACUAUGAUAUCGAUUAUAUUCUUGACAACAUCACCCGGAACGAGCUGCAAACAUUACGAGUGCUCGCCGACAGUUUCUAUCGGAUUUACACUGAUAAAAACCUUGAUGCAUCAUUCGGAAACUGGCUUUUCUAUCGUCUCGUUCUAUCGAUUGAUCGACGAAACCGUCUGACACCCCCACAGCCACGUGCCACUAUAGCAAGUACACUGAGUAAUGGACAGUUGAUGCCGACUGAUCCAGCACUGUUGAGACACGAAAAAACACAACGGACUGUACAAGAAUUGAGGGAACAUGUGCUGAAAGCGAGAGCGUUUGUAACAGAAAUGUCGGAAGCGGCGAAGGAUUUGAUUGCUCCCGGUCCUCAGUGCUUUUUGAAGCCUUUUGUGGAGUUGGCGCCGAAAGCAAUGACAGCAGCAUUUAUUGGCGAUCGCGAUGUGCUCAUCGAGAGCCCAUCUGUCGAUUUUGAAGCGGAAAAAAUCCUGAUUCCAGCUGCUGACGUGGCGAAUAAAUGUCUCAGUGAACUCGUCACGUUUCUUUUCACUUCUGGAGAACUUCCUGAAGCGAGAAAACAUCUCCAUCGAAUCGUCCGACCGAAAUGCCCAUAUCCAAUGGUGGCGAUUGAUGAAGAAGUGUUUAGAUCCUAUUGUCAGAUACUCAAUGUUCAGGGAACCCCUUACUCAGUUACUCCCAACACAAUUCGUCCAUUUGUGUACGAUUUGAACACGUUGAACGAUGAAAGUAUGCGAAAAAGUGAGCUAUAUCGAUACCGAGGGGCUCAAGAGACGACUGGACAGCUGCAAAGUGUAUAUCGGGCUGAGAAUGCGGCGUUGUCUGUGGUGGAUGGACAUACGGAGUGUAUUCGGGAUGCGGUGAAGACGACGGCUGAAUUGGAGCGAUUUGCGAAGAUAUUGAAGAAGAGAAUGGAUUUGUUGACAGAUAAACGACGCCGCCAAAUAAUCCGUGCCCAUCUUCAAUAUUUAUGCGGCUCAAUUCCAGAUUUACGUGAUAUUCUGAAGACGAAUGGGGUUGAUGUCUCGGAACUGCGUACACUUGCAGUACCGUCAGAGCAUCGGCCUCUCGAAAGACCGCCAAGAUUAGAGCAGUUGGCGAAUCUUCUCCGCGGUAGCGAUCCAUUCUGGUCUCUGAUGACAAUAUUCGAUGUGAAUGCUCUGAAACAAGCUCUAAUAGAACUUGGUCCGUUCUGGUUCCCCACCAAAAUGCACAUCUCAGAGUUUCUAAUCGAAAGUUUGGAAAAACGAGUUAACACUCCGGCAUAUACCCUCCAACGUCUUCUUCUCGCCAAGUUGUAUCAACUGUCGCGAAUGCAUAAUUUCCAGGGAUUCGUUGAGAAUUUGUCAGCGUAUUCUGUUGAAUUGGGACAAGAUAUGAAUAUCGAUUUGACUUUUGAAUCAAUUCACGUGAAGGCGAUGAUCGGGAAUGAACGUAUGCCAUGGGAAAUCGAGUAUUUUGAGGCGACCACUCAGGAGACUUCGCUCAUUUUUAAUCCUGAACAUAUUAGAACGACAGACGGAAGUGCUAGAAUGAUUAAUCAGUGUCUCUCGUUAAUGCUGAAUCUAGGCGAUCAUCAAGUCGUGUUCGAGAAGGGAGGACAAAUACCCAUCGAAAUCUUCAAAUGUGUCCCAAUCGCCCGAAUGUUCGGCGCAUUUGUCAAGUCAUACGACGAGUUGGUCACUCAGAAAAAGUGUGCCGACGGUUUCUGGCGUACGAUGACACCGAAAUUCGUGGAUUCUCAACCGACACGUGGAUUGAGACGUGGCCACGAUGCGGAGAUGAGAAUUCAGGCGGCACGAAAGGAAUUAGUCCUCUUGUUUCAUAUGUUUUCAUUGUUGAGAGAAAAACGACUCGUUGAUUUUAUUAUUGCCUACGCUGUGUGUUUGCAUAAUAAGUUGAUGUUGGCACAGAAGAGUUCGCAUUUGAAAAUACAUGCGAGGCUGUUAAGCAUUUAUUCGCCUGAUACCAACUCAAAACUGGACAUUACAAAUCUCGACGACGUUCGUCAACUCCUCCAACUGAUGAUCGAAAGAGCGUAUUCCAUAUCCAACACGGAUCCGGACACAAUACGAACAUACGCUGAUUUUCUAUACGUCGAGAAGGAUUAUCAAGGCGCCGCGCAGAAAUAUCUGGAAUAUUUCGCAGCGAACGAUCCGACGUUUCGUCUUUCCACGUCUUCCGAUGUAUUCGAUGACACAAUUAUCAACAGAUUACGUAUUUGUACCGCCCAUUCCGGCUUCUUGACAAUGUCUCUGUUGACGUGUCAAUGGCUACAAAUGGGAAGAAAAAAUGCGUAUCAGAAGGCGAUUCAAUUGUUGAAAAAUAACGAAACGAGAGAUGUCGGAGCGAAUUGUGCGGAGUUUGUGACGGAUGUCACUGCUGUCGAAUUGUUGAGUCAACAUUAUCAACAGAAUCGAAUGACAAAGAGUUUGAACACAUUGUACGCCGGAGCGAGUUCCCUCUCCGCCAAUCAGAAUGUGCCUGGAGUGUUAACGAAGGAAGAACAAAAACGAAGGACGUGCAAACUGCUCACUUCACUCUCAUCCAUUUAUUUCGGUCUCCAUGUUUAA